UACCAGCCACUCAGCCUGGUCACCAAAAGGAAGAGGAUGCAUUUCUGGAAGAAGACCAAAUAUGCGUCCACCCCAUUCUCUAUAAAAGAUGUCCUGGUGGGGGACAAGGAGAUAACAGCAGCCAACAGGGGGCCCCCAAACCUCAGGGGGGCCAUGCAAAUUUGUGGUUUGGGUGGUGAUAAAACUGCUAAACUGCUUUGCUGUGUGUACUUCAGUAUCCAAAUGGUGAGCAUUCAUAUUACUUUCAGAGGAAAUAUUUAUCCCUGUACAUUUCAUUAUAAUCUAGUGAGAAAGUGAAGUUAAACCACAUAGUAUGCAUGACCACACUCUCUUUGACACACAGGGGUCUCCUCCUAUCAGCUGCUUAACUAUGAAGACAAGUCUGAUGUGUCUCUGGAUGGCCGGCUGGGAAACCACCUGAUCAGCGAUGUCGGGGUUAACAUCAGCGGCUCAGACUCUGUGGCAGUUAAAGCCUCCUUUGGGAUUGUCACGAAGCAUGAAGUGGAGGUUCCGACGCUGCUCAGGGAGCUCGGCUCCAGGAAAGUGGAUCUAGACCACUGUCUGAUCCGCCAGUCAAAGGAGAGUGGGCGGACCAUUUUGUGCGUCGUCAUGGAGAGCAUCCGCACGACUCGACAGUGUUCCCUCACUGUGCAUGCGGGAAUGCGGGGGAAGACUAUGAGGUUUCAGAUUGAUGAUGACCGCAACCCAAAGGGCCGGGAUAAGGCCAUAGUGAUACCAGCACACACAACAAUCGCAUACAGCAUAUUCGAGCUUUUUGUAAGACUGGAUGGGACGCUGGACCUUUGCGUAACAUCCGAGUCCCCUGGUGGCUUUGAGAAGGAGCAAAUUCGAGAGCAGCUGGGUGGCUUCAUCGGCCGCCUGUCCUUUGGACGCCUGCGAAGGUUCUUCUCAGGCAUGGUGUACGAAAACCCCUUCAGAGCAGAUGACAGGACAUUUGUGGAGGUAGCCCACUCUGACAUGUACAUGGAGGACCUUGUGGCAGACUACUAUGAAAAGGCGGCGAGCAUGACAGACAUCUCCACAGGCUAUCUACGGGAAGGCACUCACACCCGCAUCAACCUGCUAAACCACAAUAUCCCCAAGGGUCCAUGUGCACUCUGUGGCAUGGGCCAGCAACGGCGGGAGACCGUCUAUGGCUGCCUCGAGUGCUCCUCCAAUGGACACAAGUACAUCCGAUUGCACGUGGUGCCCUGUUUUGACCUGUGGCACAAGACCACCAGGUGAAUACAGGAUAAUACCUCGGCUCGACUGAGUGACAGCCACUGGGUGAUGCUGACAAAGCAGGCUUAUGUAAAACACAGUUAUGAGAAGCUUGAGGUGCACUGAAGCUCAGCACUGCAGACAGGUUGGUGCUAAUUAGCUUCCAGAUGUUCUCCAUGGUGCUCUGUAUAAUUCAGUCAGCAUAUUAAGACCUAGCAGCGCAAGCCAGUGAACCCCAUUAAAGAUUAUUUUUCACAUUCUGUUAAGGCACAAUGUUCUGUUUCCCAUGAAAUUCCUGGGUUUUAAAGCAAAUAAAAUUGAUUUAUUUAUGUGAAAA
Brienomyrus brachyistius is the source of this 1558-nucleotide messenger RNA. It is a transcript of the gene pjvk, whose product is annotated as pejvakin. The transcript has 6 exons. Gene Ontology annotation, biological process: programmed cell death. Lineage: Eukaryota; Metazoa; Chordata; Actinopteri; Osteoglossiformes; Mormyridae. The coding region runs from base 610 to 1245 and encodes 211 amino acids. Gene Ontology annotation, cellular component: cytoplasm. The record is from RefSeq and is a predicted model, not a curated record.